This is a messenger RNA of Folsomia candida, 1514 nucleotides long. RefSeq lists its product as uncharacterized. The coding region runs from base 352 to 1227 and encodes 291 amino acids. NCBI's taxonomy places the organism in Eukaryota, Metazoa, Arthropoda, Collembola, Entomobryomorpha, Isotomidae. The record is from RefSeq and is a predicted model, not a curated record. The transcript is spliced from 6 exons.
UUAUGUUAAGGUCUCACACUAUAGAACUGACCUAUAAUAACUUAAUUUCCGAGGUAAAAAGUGCGAAAAAGUUGGCCAACCCGAAUAUGAUUUCCCAUUUUAUUUUUUUUAUAAUUCCUGCUAAACUGUUCUGCCAGAAAAAGCUACGAAGUAUCACAGCGCCCCACUCAGGCACGAAUGCGGAGAAGGUAGCCGGUCAGCUCAAAUCAGUUGUCAAUUACUGAUUCUUCACUUUACGGUCUAUUGUCCGCUGGUUCCUUCAUUGUUCGAUUUAAAUUUUUGCCGGACAAUUAACAAGCGAUAAGAUAAAUAAAAGAUUUUCAAGUUGCACCAAAGUGAAUUUUGAUCAUAAUGGAUAUUCCUCUCACUAAAAAGCAUUUAGACAAUUUGGGGUUUGUGGACUCGACGAUCCAAAUGGCGGACGCAACCCAUCCAAAGACGAGGGUCAAUCCUCACUUUUUGCGGGUCGAAAGGGAAGAGAAUCGCAAGUGGAGUGCCAUCCUCAUCAAGACGCAGGUCUGCCGAAGCUAUCCCAGAUGGGCAAACGUUGGGUUGGUUCCAGCCGUGCAACCGUUUACAAUCUACCUUGGUGUGGUUCUUGACCGAUGUAACCCGGCUAAUAGACGGGUCAUUAUCAUUGACCCGACAAACGCCCACUUUUACGAGGACGCUGCCACCAUUCCACCCGAGUCGCGGAUCUUUGCCGACGUAGGGGAAGAGAUUGUGAAGAACAUCCGCCAUGCGGUUAGAUGCAAAUGUGCAUCUGUGUCUGAAUGCACCUGCGGGGACGGGUGGACUGUUGAAUUUCUCCGAUGCAAGGAGUUCAAGAAGAAGGAAAAUGUCUCUUACAUGACAAUGGUGGACGAGUUGGGAUCAGCCGGCUGGUUCAACAGCGUGUUUCUCCACUACAUAAGCGAAUUUUCGAAAGGAGCGGUGGUCACCUCAUUUGGCAAGGAGGACAAAACCCGACCAACUUACUGGGCAAACGAGCUGUUUGAAGCCUCCCAAGAGAUGCUAAUCACUGAUCUGAUGUAUGCGAUGGGUUUUGGGGACGCUGAGCCAAUAAACCCAGCCCUGAAAUGUGGCACUUGUUGGAAGGAGGAUGUUUUCAAGGAGGGAAUUCUGAAACGCUGUUCGCGAUGCAAAGUGAUCCGAUACUGUUCAGAAAAUUGUCAAAAACAAGACUGGCCGAACCACAAGAAAGUUUGUGUGGAGUCACCUCGCUAAAAUUGGCGACCUGGUUUUACGAAUCGGACCGUUAUCUUUGUUACGACCACUCAAUCUAAUCUACUUAAAGUAUGAGAAUGAUGAUGAGGAAGUAAAUGUUUAAGUAAUUACUACCAUGUUUUUAAAGUUGAUAAAAUUUUGUAAAAUAAUAUGAUUUCUUAACCAAGCAUUUUCAAAAUAUUUAAUAAUUUCCGGAAAUUUAUUUCAAAUAUUUCAUUUUAAUUUUAUCAGAUAUUAACAAUGUAAUAAAAAGUUAAGUUUGCGAAAAUUAUCGCACAAACUUCGAA